Molecule: messenger RNA, 2504 nt
Organism: Uranotaenia lowii
Lineage: Eukaryota; Metazoa; Arthropoda; Insecta; Diptera; Culicidae
Gene: pon
Source: RefSeq, a predicted model, not a curated record
GCGGUUGAACGGGUUCGGUCGUCCAUCUUCGGUUCGUUUGAAUAAUUUCGAAAAGUUUUUGCGUAUUUUUAGUGUGAGAACGUUUAUUUUCUGUAAAAUAAUUCACGUAAGUCAAGUGUUAAUACUUUUGUAUUAUUAUAUCUUCGAGUUUCUGGUGAUUGUUUCACUUUUAUUGGAUAAGUUAUACGAAAAAGAGUGAAACAGGCUAUUCGGCCUUGAAAAAGUGACGGUUUGAAAUUGGGAACGGGAUACGAUGAUGGCCCCGAUUGUGGACAAUAAUCAGUUCGAACUGCCGGCGGUGGAAACACCGGGCAAAAAGCGGAAACGAAACACGGAAACCAAUCCGUUCCUAGCGUUUUCGGACCAAACGUUCAGCAUUCCUUCCUCGACUCCGAUCCACAGCAAACAGAUCGACGGAAGUGCUUUCGAGAAUCCUAGCUUCCGGUACAAUAAUAAUAGCAGCAAUAAGGAGAAUUACAACAUUUUUUCGGACUCGUGUAUGGAGGUCAAAUCGAUUGCUGAGCUGGCUGGUGAAAAUCCUUAUGAGGUCGUGCGAAAACCGCCCAAUAAGAAAAAGAAACGCAAUCCGGAUUGGGAGGAUAGUUGCUUCGUUAAUCCGGGAUUAAAUUUGAAUGCGGCUGAUAAGCCGGUGGUGAGGAAUCCUUUCGAGGUGCUGAGGAGUGAGGAGACGGCCAAACGGGAGAAUGAGUCCUGUUUCGUGAACGGAGCUUUAAAUAUUAAAGGGAAAGAUAAUGGGGAGAGUUUGAAUCCUUUCGAGAUUGCUCGUCCAACUGUUGGUUCGGUUGAAAUCAAGGAUGAAGGGUUGAAGGGGAUUGAAAAUCCUGCACUGGAGUUGGCCAGCUAUGCUAUUGCAGUGCCCUUUACUCCGUCCAUCAAUCAUAGGAUCAACUUUUCGGAACUUCCCACAAACGCACUCACACCGUGUUCGUUGUUGGCCAAAAAUUUGGUGUUCAGUCCGGAACCAUCAACUAAUUCGCAGGCUCAGGAUAGCACCCCAUUGGUGACCCCGAAGCGAAACACGACCACCACCAGUCGUCGUAAAUCGUUGUCCAUCAUCAGUGAGGAACCUUUAGAUAUCGGCGAGGAGCUAGAUUGCUAUCAGCUGGAGCUGGAGAAUAGCAUCAACGAGGCCAAGGUACGGAAGCAGAAAACGGUGGUCGGAUCAAGUGCUGGUGGAGGACGUAGCGCCGGAAGUGCCCACAAAAGUCGACGAAGUUUGAUCGACAUCAAGCACAUAAGUAAUCUCUCGGCUAAGCUCAGACAGCUGGACGAAGAUGGUGCUGGUGAUGAGGUGGAACCGGGAGUAAAAAAUCUCAAAGAAUCGGAGGAAAUUAACGAAGCUUCCGAGGAACGUCCCACGGCCUCCCAAACCACCUACACGGUACUGAAAGAAACAAGUAUUGUAAAGGAAGAAAUCCGGAUCAACAUAAGCAAUCCUGAUGUCCAGUUCGAAGAAGUGGACGACUUCGAGGACGAAGAACAGGACGUGGAUCUGUUUGCCAAUCCUGCCCCAUUCCAGCGAGCUUAUCGCAAGAAGGAAGAUCCCAAACCGGGAUCCGAGUUUAAAGAACCAGCUUUGCCGGAAACUGCUCCCUCAGGAAAGUCUCACAAAGUAAAAGAUGUUAUUCGUCGUAGUUUCCGCAAGCUUAUGCACCCGAAACAUCAGGAACUGGUCAAUGAUACAGAUGCCAAACCCGCAAAAUCGGAAGAGUCAAGCGGUUUAAUUUCAAGCCUUCGCCAAAGUCUGCGCCGAAAAGUUGGUAAAGCUAAACCAUCUGAAGAAACAGGUGACAACAACAAAACGGACACUUCACUAGAAAAAGAAACACCAAAAGAUAGCCCCCUGGAAAUGUCUAUCAUCGGAGAGGAACCGAGAGCCGUAUUCCGGCAACCCAGCAGCGAUGAGAGCGAUGAUUACAAACCGAUUGCUUCCGGAAUCGCUACCGGAGACCGCAUCGGAACCAGUCUACGCAGCAGUUUGCGUAGGUCCACCAAAGACGUGAAGAAACACAUGAUGAAGACUGUGUUCAAGAAAGCUUCCGAAGAGAAGUGAAUGUAUUGAUAAUUUUAUAACUAUUACUUAUUUUAUUCAUUUUAAAAAAAGUUGAUUUAGGAAUAAGCUUAUUGCUCAAACCAAAAACAUAACGCCACCCACCAAAUUAACUGACCAGUGAAAUCAAGGACCAAAUUACUAAUUUUACCUAAUUUAUUCGGAUUUGCUUUUUUGUGAAAAUUCACGACUGAUCGCUACCAAAUUAAAGAACACCUAGUAUUACUCAUUUAAAUUUAUAGUAGCUACUUAUAAGACAUAACGUUAAGAAAAAGGUAUUUUUGUUACCUUCAUAAUUAGUAGAAAAAUUGUUGGCUGGAGAAAUUUAUAAUUAUUAGUUUCACUAUUGUCACAUCGUUUAUUUUAAGAUUUAUUGCUCAUUUUUUUUAUGUAUCAGACUUAUAAACAUCACGAGUUUUUUUUAUUGUUUCUU